AUGAUUCCUGUGCUGCUCGGCGCCGUCGUCGCCACAGUGGUAGCUUGGAUUGAUGCGCCGCCACCGCAGCUGGAUAACGGCGUCACCAGCCUACCAGAGGUGGAAUGUUUGGAAGAUCAACUCAUGCUGACGUUCAAGACACAACGACCAUUUCAAGGGCGCAUUUUUGUCAAAGGAAUGUCAUACAAGGACUCGUGCGUGAGCAAAUACGUCGCGAAUACCAAACCAGAGGUGACGUUUGAACUCCAUAAUGGUGACUGUAACAUGCGACGAACAAGAAUGUUGGGACCUGAGCGUCGUGGAAUGGAACACUCGAUAACGGUGAUUAUCUCAUUCCAUUCGACAUUCAUCACCAAGGUUGACAAGGCGUACCGAUGCACGUGUUUCUACAUGGAAGCCGACGAAGUUGUUUCCAGCAGAUUUGACGUUAGUGUUGUUUCAUCAUUUUUGUUCACCAUGAAGGAAAUCAGUAUCGAUCUGGUUUCCAAUAUUCACAGCGUUCUGCCUACCACCGACGUGAUCGACACCGCUCGAAUGCCAAUGUGCAGCUAUACGGUACAUCGCGAUUCGAUCCGCGGUCCACUCGUUCAGUACGCGAAGAUCGGCGAUCAGGUCUACCACGUAUGGCAGUGCAAUAGUGAUAUGUUCUCUAUGUUAGUUCAUAGUUGCUUUGUUGACGACAGCAAUGGACAGGACCGCAGAGCUUUCAUUGACGAGCAUGGAUGUGCCAUCGAUCCAAUUAUCGUGCCGGAUCUGAAGUACAACAAAGAGAACAAUUUGGCAUAUUCGCAAGUGAAUGUGUUCAGCUUCGCCGACAAGAUAAGCAUUUCAAGCAUCUUUCUAUCAGAUGGCAAUACUAUACCAAUACAAUGA
Messenger RNA from Angiostrongylus costaricensis, 873 nucleotides. The record is from the annotation of a GenBank genome assembly. Lineage: Eukaryota; Metazoa; Nematoda; Chromadorea; Rhabditida; Metastrongylidae.